AUGGCUGACAUGACGAAGCAGGUUCGCCAGGGCUGCUUCUUCACGCAUCUGGGCAUGGUAAGAUCAUAUCAGAGAUCCAAAAUGUAUAGCACUCAAAUCGCGUGGGUUGAGAUGUUUGGGGUGAACGGAAACGUCGGAACUUCCAACGCCGGCGGCCUGUUCGUCGCCAAUGGGCUGCCUCUGGACAAGCUUUCAUUUUCCCAAGGCUCAUACUCGAGUUUCCAGUACCUGGUCAAUUCCCGCGCCGAAGCGACAGUCUUCUCCGUACACUUAUUUGAGGAUGUGCAGGCGUCUCUAGAUCUGGUAUCUCAAGAUCUGGUGGAUAAGGGCAAGGCGUCAUAG
Molecule: messenger RNA, 342 nt
Organism: Colletotrichum navitas
Lineage: Eukaryota; Fungi; Ascomycota; Sordariomycetes; Glomerellales; Glomerellaceae
Exons: 1
Coding region: 1-342 (113 amino acids)
Source: RefSeq, a predicted model, not a curated record